Molecule: messenger RNA, 318 nt
Organism: Cinara cedri
Lineage: Eukaryota; Metazoa; Arthropoda; Insecta; Hemiptera; Aphididae
Source: the annotation of a GenBank genome assembly
AUGCUGAGAAUGAGUUGGAUAGAACGCCGUACCAACGAAAGCAUACUCAGUGAAAUAGAUGAAAGCAGAGAGAUUCUCAAAACCAUCAGAACAAGACGAUGGAACAUGAUUGGGCACAUAUUGAGGCACGAAAAUGAGCUAAUCUACAGAAUAAUAGAAGGGAAAAUGGAAGGCAAAAGGGGCCAAGGGCGUCCAAGAACUUCAUUUAUCAAACAAAUGAUUUCCGAUGCUAGACUAUCAAGCUACGCCGAACUGAAGAGGUUAGCUGGGAACAGGGAAGAGUGGAGAGCGCAUGUUCAACUGCAAAACCAACCUUAA